Molecule: messenger RNA, 1017 nt
Organism: Moesziomyces aphidis
Lineage: Eukaryota; Fungi; Basidiomycota; Ustilaginomycetes; Ustilaginales; Ustilaginaceae
Source: the annotation of a GenBank genome assembly
AUGGCGGCGUCAACUUCGAGCGCCGACGUGAUGGUGGCGCGGCAUCUGCCGGAGUACGUCGACGACCGUGCGGCCGGCUCGUACUUUCCCAACCCGGAUCCUGGUUCGAGCGACCGGUUCAUGACGUGGCAGUAUGUGGUGGAUGUGCUCUCGCACGGCGAUCUGGACCAGCUCUUCCGCGAUCCCGUCUGCGACACUGCCUAUCGCGCCUUUGCCCCCGCGGUGCGUGCCAAGUACGAUGGGCUCGAGAACUACAUCCGCCACGUACGUCUCGGCUGGCCCACGGAAGAACGUACUGGCCCGGCACCACCCAACAUGCUCGACCGCCCACAAAAGGAUCCCACCUCCAUCCUGUCCUCGGGCACAUCGACGCCAUCGGGGUCUGGGGUGCAGACGCCCAAUGGAACGCUGCUGCCGCGCGAGGCGGUCAAAGAGACGUGGCCGGAAAAGGUCUUGCCGCAUCCGAACCGAGCGGGCACUGUGCUGCGCCACUUUGUCGCCGAUGCUGAAUCGGACACCGAGUCGAGUCUCGUCAAGACCAUCCCCAACGACUGGCCGUACGGCAUCCCUGCGGGCUCGUCGCAUUGGGUCGUGUGGUCGAAACUGCCCAUCUUGCAUCCCUCGCUCUUCACCACGGACGACUCGCCGUUCGACGCGGCGCUGAGAGACGAGCUGUACGACUGCGUCACGGGCGACGGCAUCCGCGGUUUCACGGGCUUUGUACCCACCACCCCGACGAACCCCACAUACACGUGGAGGGAGAUGCAGAUUCCCGAGGUGCUCGGGUCGCACUCACAGGCCAAGCUGCACAAUCAGGCACCGGGCGGGAGGCUGUCGAAAGAGCUCGUGAGCCAAGCUCAUGCAUGGGCGUCCAGACAUGUGACGCAGUACAUCGAGGCCAAGUGGCCACCAUCGCGUUUCCAGACCGCGUGGUUCUGCAACCCGCCGAGCUUGCGCACCGUCCCCGGCCUCAGCCAUUUCCAUGUGGUCGUCAAGGACCAGCCAGGCACAGCAUAG